Messenger RNA from Colias croceus (clouded yellow), 2142 nucleotides. Its product is annotated as esterase FE4-like. The record is from RefSeq and is a predicted model, not a curated record. Bases 117 to 1727 code for a protein of 536 amino acids. The transcript has 3 exons. Lineage: Eukaryota; Metazoa; Arthropoda; Insecta; Lepidoptera; Pieridae.
CCCAUUGUGUAGAGGACGCGUUAUUUUUUAGCCCUAUCUUUAUAUACCUAAUCACGACACUUAAUCUUAUCACGCCAACCCAUCUUUAGCGACCAGACCAUCUUCCAUUCACCACCAUGCUACCGUUCGUGCUGUUCCUACUAUUCGCUGCUGUGGAGGCGAGGCUCCGUUUGGACCCUUUGGUCGACACUAAGCAGGGCCUGAUAAAGGGAUUACGAGCUGACGAUGGAGACUAUUCCAUGUUCCUGGGCAUUCCCUACGCUGUGGUCGAUGGCGAUAAUCCUUUUGGGGUAGCACAACCGCACCCUCAAUUCGAAGAAGUCUUCGAGGCGUACGACGACUCAGCCAUAUGUCCCCAAGUCGAGGAGUUCGACCACUCCAUUGUUGGUACAUUAGACUGCUUACACUUGAACAUUUACGUUCCAAACAAGGCCAGUUCCCGACACCGUAUGCCCGUACUCGUCUGGAUACAUGGCGGUGGCUUCGAGAUUGGAUUCUCUGGCCGAUAUCUAUAUGGUCCAAAGUACAUAGUGCGCAAUGACGUCAUUCUAGUAACCUUAAACUACCGUUUAGGUCCGUAUGGUUUCAUGUGCUUGGACACGCCAGAUGUACCAGGCAAUCAGGGCUUGAAGGAUCAAGUAUUAGCGCUAAAAUGGAUCAAGGCGAAUAUCGAAGAGUUUGGUGGUGAUAUCAAUAAGAUUACUGUGUUCGGAGAAAGCGCUGGCGCUGCGUCUGUUGAAUACCAUUUGGUAUCGAACAAUGAGAGGCUUUUCAACCAGGCUAUAUUGCAAAGCGGGUCUGUGUACAGCGGUUGGUCUAUCAAAGACUCUGAUAGUUCUGUACCGUCUAAACUGGCCAAACAGCUCGGCUUCGAAACCGACAGUAUUGACGAAGCAUUAGCCUUCUUGAAGAAGACAGACGUGAAACUAGUCAUAGCUGCUGCGAACGAAAUAUCUCUUAAAUUCCGUCCUUGCGUCGAACACGAGUUCGAAGGUGUCGAGAGCUUCCUGACACGCCAUCCCGUGAACGUAGAACAAGUAGCUAAAGCCAAGAACAUGGCCAUACUGAGCGGUUACAAUAACCACGAGUAUCUACUCCAAUACGUGGAAAAACCAGAAGAGUACUACACUACCAACGAUCCGUUCGACGCUUUGCUACCCUUAAUCUUCAACGUGGAAGACUUGAACGGCCGAGAGCAGCUGGUCCGCCGUUUCUACAUCGGAGAUAACGCAAUCAGCCAGCAAAUGAAGUGGAACAUAAUCAAUUUCUACUCCGACUUCUCCAUCAAUCAUCCCGUGCAACGCAGCGUGGAAAGAUUUAUCAACAGCAACGCUAAGAAGGUGUACCACUACAUAUUUUCGUAUAAUGGCGGUCGGAACUUUGUGAAGAAGCGUGCCAACGUCACUAUUGGAGGAGCGGCUCAUGCUGACGAGUUGGGAUAUCUGUUCGACAUGACUAUCUUUGAUAAGGACGUGAGUGAAGAAGACCAGCUCAUCGUGGACAGGAUUACUGAAUUGUGGACCAAUUUUGUUAAGCACGGCAACCCAACGCCAGAAACCUCCGACCUCAUCCCUACCAUCUGGCCAGCGGUCACAAAGGACAGUCUCAACUAUAUGAACAUCAACACUAUGGUUCAUUUGGGUACUAGGCCUUAUUCUAACCGUCUCGCGUUCUGGGACCUUUUCUACGACACGAAUAAACAAGCUGUACGGGGUUAUGAUAAUUGAAGACUGCAGAUUCUGGCAUUGAGAAUAAGAAGCUGAUAAAGUCAGGAUGAAUUUAGAGUCAUUGGUAUUUAAAAUUGUUUUCUUAAAGUAUACUAGCUGAUAAAGACUUGAUGCAAUUUGACAUCAACAUUGUUGGAUUUUCAAACAUAUACAGGGUGUCCCACUGUUGGUAUACUAAGCUCAAAGGAGGGUUAUAGUUUUGCAUACGCUGAGUACGUAAAAAAUACUUAUAAAAUUCCAGACACAUUUGUUUUUUUAAAUAUGAAUUCUUAACUCUUUGUACCACCCCUAACAAGCAUUCCGCCCAAUUUUGCCACCCGCACGUGAGCUAUUGUUUAAGAUUAUGUUUUCAUAGACAGAAUGCUCACAGUAGCGAAGCAGUAUAUGCCGGCUGCGCGAAGCUAGAGAAGAAAAC